CAAAACGAUUUUGGGCGGGUCAGCAAGUGCGUUAGUUGCGUUUUCGCUGGUCUGAACGAGUUUUCUUUAAAGCAAAUUAUACAAAUUAAAAUUAUUAUCAUUAUUUUUAUUAUUUUGUGUUUACUUUUUACCUGUCGUUAUCGGCGGGACGCUGAAACAGUGACUAUUCGUCGAUAGGCAUUUUUCUUUAAACGAGUCUCUUCAUUAGGCUUUUUUUGGUAUUUUGGUAUGCUCAUCGAGGAUACGAAAAUGAACUACGGCAGCAAAACAACGUUCAUCGGCUUUGACACGGACAAACGCAAAUUGCCACUGUCCAAGAGGUUUGUGUUGUAUGCCUACGACAAAGAUACUGGAGAAAUAUUUGGUCGCACACCGUCCAGUUGGGCCAAAAUUGGAUUAUAUUAUACAGCAUUUUAUUUAUCACUUGUUGCUAUGUUUGGAGUAGUUUUGUGGUUUUUCUUCCAAACUCUUGAUCCACGUACUCCGACAAGACAACUUGAACAUUCACUAAUUGGAACAAAUCCAGGUUUGGGAUUUAGACCUAUGUCUAACGAAACUCAUAGCACUUUAAUUCAUAUAAAUAGUAAAUCUGUUCAAGAUUAUUCGAUAUGGACCGAAAGACUCGUUAAAUUUUUAGAUGUGUACAAGAAACCAGGUUUGACACCAGGAAGAGGUCAAAAUAUUGCAACUUGUGACUACGAUAAACCACCUGGUAAAGGAAAGGUCUGUGAUAUUGAUGUGAAAGCAUUCAAUUCUUGUACAGAAGAAAAUCGAUUCAAUUUUCAUCGUCAAGGACCUUGUAUUUUUCUUAAGCUAAAUAAAAUUUAUGGUUGGAAUCCUAUAUUCUAUGAUGAUCCAAAUGACUUACCCCACGAUAUGCCGAAAAGUUUAAAAGAUCAUAUUAAAGAAAUAACAAAUCCAGAAAAGUUAAGAACUGUAUGGGUAUCAUGUGAGGGAGAAACUGUGUCUGACAAAGAACUCAUUGGGCCGAUGGCAUAUUGGCCAAUUCCUGGAUUUCCUGGUUACUUCUUCCCAUUUGAAAAUUCUGAAGGAUACCUAAGCCCUUUGGUUGCAAUUCAUUUCAAAAGUCCAGCAAAAAGCAUUGUAAUCAAUAUUUUGUGCAAAGCAUGGGCAAAAAAUAUUGUACAUAAAAAAAACGGUGUCAACAGAGGAUCUGUGCACUUUGAAUUGAUGAUGGAUUAACAUAGCUUCUACAUUUUAUCAGUUUUACGUAUGAAAUUUGUUUUACACAAUGUUAUGUAAUUUGUUUACUUUAAUUGUAAAUUAGACAUAUUGAUUAUUCUUACAAACAAUGGUGUAACAAAAAAUAUUUUUGGAUAACAAUCAUAAAAUGAUAACUUUAGUUACUUCAUAUUGCAUCAAUAAAGUAGUAUGAAUUAUUUGUAUUUUACAUUUUUAGUUUACAUGUUAAACUUUGCACAUAUCAAUAAU
This is a messenger RNA of Rhopalosiphum maidis (corn leaf aphid), 1452 nucleotides long. Its product is annotated as sodium/potassium-transporting ATPase subunit beta-2-like. Gene Ontology annotation, molecular function: ATPase activator activity. Lineage: Eukaryota; Metazoa; Arthropoda; Insecta; Hemiptera; Aphididae. Bases 229 to 1203 code for a protein of 324 amino acids. Gene Ontology annotation, cellular component: sodium:potassium-exchanging ATPase complex. Gene Ontology annotation, biological process: potassium ion import across plasma membrane; intracellular potassium ion homeostasis; sodium ion export across plasma membrane. The record is from RefSeq and is a predicted model, not a curated record. The transcript is spliced from 7 exons.